Molecule: messenger RNA, 4812 nt
Organism: Manis javanica (Malayan pangolin)
Lineage: Eukaryota; Metazoa; Chordata; Mammalia; Pholidota; Manidae
Product: acyl-coenzyme A synthetase ACSM2B, mitochondrial
Biological process (GO): fatty acid biosynthetic process; acyl-CoA metabolic process
Cellular component (GO): mitochondrial matrix
Molecular function (GO): fatty acid ligase activity; fatty-acyl-CoA synthase activity
Source: RefSeq, a predicted model, not a curated record
CCUUGAAAGCUACAGGGACUCUGGAGCUGUCUGCUAGAUUAGUUGUGCAUCCCUCCCAGCUGCAAGGGGUUCUGGAGGAGGAGGCUGGACCAAGAGAUCCCCAGAGAGGGUUCCUGAAAAAACUUGGCAGAUCUGAGGGUUGGCUGUGGCUGCCCUGGGCUCAGCUCGGCUCCAGAUGCAUUACCAUUCUGGGACCCAGGUUAAAGGCAGAGCACCCAUCUGGGAUGUGCUGCUCUCAUGACAGAGGACAGAAAUGCAAGAGUUGCUGGCCAACCGUGGACACAUCCACUCACAUCUCAUUGACCAGAGCACAUCACACGAGCAAGCCAAAGUCAGUAAGAGCUCUGACCAUGCAUGGGCUGCGGAAGCUCCAGAGGGUUUGCAUCUUGCGGGGCACUCAGAUGUCACGAAGCACUGCCCACCUUCACACCAAGCACCUGGCAUCCCUGCAGUGGGGCCGUCAGGAAGUUCCUGCCAAGUUUAACUUUGCUAGUGAUGUGAUGGAUCACUGGGCUAGCAUGGAGAAGGCUGGCAAGCGAUCCCCAGGCCCAGCCCUGUGGUGGGUGAGCGGCGAUGGGGUUGAAGUGAAGUGGAGCUUCAGCCAGCUGAAUGAACUUAGCCAGAAGGCGGCUAAUGUCCUUUCAGGGGUGUGUGGCCUGCAGCGUGGAGACCACGUGGCAGUGAUGCUACCCCAAGUGCCUGAGUGGUGGCUGGUAACCCUGGGCUGCAUGCGAGCAGGCCUCGUCUUCAUGCCUGGGACUGUCCAGAUGAAAGCCAAAGACAUUCUCCAUAGGCUGCAGGUGACUAAGGCCAGGGCCAUCUUGGCUGGGGAUGAAGUGGCCCAGGAAGUGGACACUGUGGCACCUGACUGCCCUUCUCUGAAAACAAAGCUACUGGUGUCUGGGAAAAGCCGGGAUGGGUGGCUGGACUUCAAAACACUACUACAAGAAGCGUCGACUGCGCACCGCUGUGUGAAGAGUGGAAGCCAAGAAGCAGCUGCCAUCUACUUCACGAGUGGGGCCACCGGCCUUCCCAAGAUGGUGGAGCACUCCCACUCAAGCCUGGGCAUCAAGGCCAAGAUGGAAGCUGGUGCAUGGGUAGACCUGCGAGCCUCUGACAUAAUAUGGACCAUAUCAGACACAGCUUGGAUAUUGAACAUCUUGACCUCAUUUCUGCAACCUUGGAUAUCAGGAGCAUGCACAUUUGUCCACCUCUUGCCAAAGUUUGACCCAGCAGUCAUUCUAAAGGUGCUGUCCAGCUACCCAAUCAACAACAUGGUAGCCCCACCCAUCAUUUACCAGACGUUGCUACAGCAGGACAUUUCCAGUUACAAGUUCCCACAUCUACAGAACUGCUUCAGUGGAGGGGAGACCCUCCGUCCAGACAUUCUGAAGAGCUGGAGGGCCCAUACGGGACUGGACAUUCGAGAAUUCUAUGGCCAGACAGAAACGGGACUCAUUUGCAAAGUUUCCAAGACAAUGAAAAUCAAACCUGGCUACCUGGGAACUGCAAUUCCCCAUUAUGAUGUGCAGGUCAUAGAUGGUGAGGGCAAUGUCCUGCCCCCCGGUGCAGAGGGAGACUUGGCCAUCAGGGUCAAACCCAUCAGGCCUGUAGGCAUCUGCUCUGGCUACGUGGACAAUAUGGAGAAGACAGCAGCCAACAUUCGAGGAGAUUUUUGGGUCUUGGGAGACCGAGGACUCAAGGAUGAAGACGGAUAUUUCCAGUUCUUGGGGCGGGCAGAUGAUAUCAUUAACUCCAGUGGGGUCUUCUUCAGAUAUCAGAUUGGGCCCUUGGAGGUGGAGAAUGCACUGAUGGAGCACCCCGCUGUAGUCGAGACCGCUGUAAUCAGCAGCCCGGAUCCCGUCCAAGGAGAGGUGGUGAAGGCAUUUGUGGUCCUGGCCCCACAGUUCCUGUCCCAUGACAAGGACCAGCUGACCAAGGAGCUACAGCAACACGUGAAGUCGGUGACGGCCCCAUUCAAGUACCCGAGGAAGGCUGUGGAUGAGGCUGCUAACCCCAGAGGUCUGGCCUGGCAAUAACCAAGAAAGUCCACAAUCAGUUCAGCUACUGCCUGAACAUCAGCCUCAAUCUUUAGCUCCCAGGGGAACAAGUGCCAGCUAAUACUGGCCUAUAUUCCUACUCUCUGCACUGGGAUUCUCACACUUGUGUUAAACAAAAUUCAACUGAGGAAAUCCUUUCCAAUGAGGUUUGAAGGCUAUUCUUCUCUGACGGUGUUUCCAGAACACCCAACCACCAGGCUCCAGACUGUGACCACAAGGAUUCUUUGAACUGGAGUCCAAAAAGCCUUCUUUUAAGCUGUUGAUGACAGGCUGUAGCAUAAGAUAUUAAAAACAAAGAGUUACUGGCCAAACCAGCAUGAGACAACAAGAUGUCAGAAGAAACUUGUACGCCAUUAGACACUGAUCUUCUGGGGACUGGCCCCUGCACACGUCUCCUUUAUGAUUUCAAAGGAGGAUAUCGCAAACAAUCAGCAAGACCGAAGUCCCUUAGGUCAGGAAAGUCUAGUCUAGUAGUUUUAGUAAAUUUAGAGAUUUUCAGUUUGAAUAUCUCAUUUUUCCUACCUUGCCUGAUGAUUGGGGGGAAUAUGGACAGUGAUCAUUCCAAGGUUUUCAUUAAGGUUUGUAUGAUUUGCCCAGUGAUGUGGGUGCCUCAAUCACUGGAGAUUAUAGAAGGUGUACCCCAAGGGGGAAAGAUGUCUUCAAACACAAUUUCUUUGCCAUUGUAAGGGCAUCAGCCUUGCGACAGGAGGCGGCUUUAACCCAUCCAAAAAACACAUGCAAUAAGAACAUGUCGAUAAUCCAUGGUGUGGUGUCAGUUGAAUGAAGUCCAGCUGUAGGUGUUCAGAGAGUUCAGAGGGAGGAAUUCUGAGGCCUCUAGGAAUAAAAUAUAGUUCUUACAGGAUUGUAGACCUGACAGGUCAGGCAUUACUGGUAGGCUGUUUGUGCGGCUUUGUAGAAGUCUCCCUGCCAAUGUUGAUUCAUAAUCUGGAUCAUCUUCAAUGCACCAUGGUGGGUGAAGGAAUGUAAAACACAAAAAGUGGGGUUGGGAUUUGCCAGGGCAUUGGGAAGAACUGAGGAACAGUCCUGGGUUUCCCAGAGACCUGGCUGUUUGAUUAAUUUAUGACCAUUUCUACCGAUCUUAAUUUCUCUGAUUCAGGAAUAGACUGUUGUCAUGUUGCAAGGACAUCAGGAUGGCAAAAGUCUGUCAACAAGGAGUCAUUUUGUUUUUUACAGAAGCAGGAUGUGCUUUAUCCACAUGUGUCACAAUCUUUAUAGAUUUUUGUUGCUGCCACCUUUGUAUAAAAGUCACCUGGGGCAGUUCCCUGCUACUCAGGUUCAGUUCUUUUAGUGUGAGCUUCAGUUUUGAAGAGAGCAGUUUCAGAAGGUAAGAUAAUUUUAUAUAAUUUCUAGGACACUUACAUACCUACACAAAUACAACAUAAAGUUCGGUAUUACUUCUUAUUUGACAAUAAUUCCCAUGUAAUUUAUCAUGUCAGAUAAGCCUAAUUAGUUUAACAAAUCCUUUGGAAUGCUCAUUUCUUCCAGGUCAAAAAAGACUUCAUUUAGAAUUUCAAUUUGGUAAAUUUAUACCAAAUAUCAAAAACAGGUUUUAAAACAUUUGAUGAAAUAGGAUUGUAGGUCACUGGGAAACAAUACUUAGUUGUCUAUUUAACCCAAGCAACAGUUAAAGACAUCAACUUACAUAGUUGCUAGCAGAACUUAGCUCUUUAAAUUUUGAAAAGAUUCUGUUAUCUUAAGAAAUCAAAGACCCCAUACAGACAAAAUAUAGAAUCUUUUUAUUUAGACAGAUUAAUUACAGAUAAAAAUCUUUGUUUAUAAUUUCUUUUAAGAACAGACCCAUAAUCUAGAAAACUAUGUCCUUUAAACAGAGAAACAAGACAAAUUCUAAUCUUACACUGGUGUACUUGGAUACUGAAAUUUAUUCUUAAGUAAACUCAUUUUCAUCUUAGCCAGUCUGACCACACAUUAAAAUUAUUUUUCAAAGAUUCCUUUUCCAUGUAUCUUCUACAACUCUUUUUUUCACAUUUAGAUUUUGUCCUAAGUUUUCCUGUAACCAGUUUUACUUAGGACAAAUUUACCUUCUUUUCCUGUAACAAAAAUGUCUUUCCAUUCAUUAUGCCUUCUUUUAUCAAAAGUAUACAUGCUACUUUUCUUGUAUACAGAACUGUUUCUCUUAUUAUUUCUAGUGCCUCUAAUUACAUUAGAAUCCUUAACCUUUAGAAGCCUCCAGUACUUUCUAGUGAAGACUAAUAAACAAUUGUGAACUGUCAUAACAGUAUUCCUUAGAUUUGCAAAUUUAUGAAUAUAUUUCAGAAUUUCUAGAAGCAAAUAACUGCCAUUUUCAAUUUUUCAGUGCAGCCCUAACACAUCCAAAUAAGUUUUAGUUUCUCUGUAAUAUGAAGCUAAAAGUAGAUCAUUCUGUUCAGUAAUUAAUAUUUCAGUAUUCUAUCUUAUUGGGAAUAAUCUAGAUAUUCAAUGAAUACCAUUACUUAACUUAGCUGCAAAAUUCUAAGGAUGGAAGCUACCAAAGAGAUUUGGAAAACUGUUCAAGUUGACAUAAAUAUUGCUGGAAAGAGUUCAUUAUUACACUUUAUCUUACACCUAUUUAAUUUACUUGUCUUAUAAUUUUGUUUAGAUUACCUACAAAAACUUUAUUAAACAUUAGAGAAAGUCGGCCAUUUUUCUUGUUGAUAAAUUCUGUAGCAGAGAUAACAUGAACUUAUUUGAUUAGUAAAGCUAGGUAAAAUAAAAAUAUAUUUAAUAUUGAUAA